Messenger RNA from Erinaceus europaeus (western European hedgehog), 1602 nucleotides. Its product is annotated as basic proline-rich protein-like. The transcript has 4 exons. Lineage: Eukaryota; Metazoa; Chordata; Mammalia; Eulipotyphla; Erinaceidae. Bases 1 to 1602 code for a protein of 533 amino acids. The record is from RefSeq and is a predicted model, not a curated record.
AUGGGCGCUGCACGCCAGGGGCCCCGAGGGCUCCAGGGGAGUCGGGCUGCCCGGGUCCGGGUCCGAGUCGGGAGCGAGCGCCCAGCCGCGUCCCUGCCCGCAGCCCGCAGCCCGCAGCCGCCGAGCGUGGGGACGGGGCGCCACCUACGGGCCUGCGCGCGGCGACGCGGCCGCCCACCCGGACCCACUGCCCCCGCGCCGCCGCCGGCCCGACCCAGACCCCAGACCCGGACCCGGACCCUAGACCCGGACCCAGACCCGGACCCCAGAACUGGACCCCAGACCCCAGACCCACCCGACCCCAGACCCGACCUCAGACCCCAGACCCCGGACUCCAGACCCAGACCCCAGACCCGGACCCGGACCCUAGACCCGGAACCAGACCCCAAACCCCGGACCCCAGACCCGACCUCAGACCCCAGACCCCGGACCCAGACCCCACCCCGGACUCCAGACCCCAGACCCCGGACCCCAGAACUGGACCCCAGACCCGAACCCGACCCCGGAUACCGGACCCUAGACCCCAGACCCCGGAUCACAGACACGGACCCCAGACCCGGACCCCAGACCCGGGACCCCAGACCCGGACCCCAGACCCCGGACCCCGGACCCCAGACCCGGACCCCAGACCCGGACCCUAGACCCGGACCCAGACCCAGACCCAGACCCCAGACCCCAGACCCCGGACCCCAGACCCGGACCCGACCCCAGACCCGACCUCAGACCCCAGACCCCAGACCCCGGACUCCAGACUCCAGACCCCGGACUCCAGACCCCGGACCCCAGACCCCGGACCCCAGACCCCUGACCCCGGACCUGGACCCAGAACCGGACCCCAGACCCCGGACCCCAGACCCGAACUUGACCCCAGACCCGACCUCAGACCCCAGACCCCGGGCUCCAGACCCCGGACCCCAGACCCGAACUCGACCCCAGACCCGACCUCAGACCCCAGACCCCGGACUCCAGACCCCAAACCCCGGACCUGGACCCAGACCCGGACCCCAGACCCCAGGCCCCAAACCCCGGACGCAAGACCCCAGACUCUGGACCCCGGACCCCAGACCUGGACCCGACCCCAGACCCGACCUCAGACCCCGGACCCCAGACCCGGGACCACAGGCUCCGGAUCCCGGACCUAGACCCCAGACCCCAGACCCCGGACCCCAGACUCCAGACCCCAGACCUGAACCCCAGACCCGGACCCCAGACCCCAGACCCGGACCCCAGACCCGGACCCCAGACCCCAGACCCGGACCCCAGACCCCAGAUCCCAGACCCCAGACUCCGUCCCCGUCCCCGGACCCCCCCACCCGGGCCGCGGACACUGGGGGCUGCAGGGGCUGCGGCAAGUGGCAGGUGCGGCCUGUGCUGGAGGCUCGGACCCGGGCCCGCGGGGUGCGGACCCCCAGGCCGCCGGCGCCCCUGAGCUGCACGCUGGGCCCCGGUGAAGGGUCCCGGGCCUGUGCGCCCCCAGCCCCGCCGGGUCCCGGGAGUGGCCUGCAGCCCCCUCGCCCUGGUGGCCUCACCCGCCGCGCCCUGGGCGCAGCCUCUGCCGCCGCCUUGCAGAACCGGGAAGUUGAACAACGUGCUGAAUCAUGA